This is a messenger RNA of Desarmillaria tabescens, 3078 nucleotides long. RefSeq lists its product as uncharacterized. Gene Ontology annotation, cellular component: NuA4 histone acetyltransferase complex. The record is from RefSeq and is a predicted model, not a curated record. Gene Ontology annotation, biological process: DNA repair. Gene Ontology annotation, molecular function: chromatin binding. The coding region runs from base 1 to 3078 and encodes 1025 amino acids. The transcript has 6 exons. NCBI's taxonomy places the organism in Eukaryota, Fungi, Basidiomycota, Agaricomycetes, Agaricales, Physalacriaceae.
AUGAAGGCUGAGCCCUUGACGCAUGCCCAACCUAACCUUGCAUCGGGACUUCGUCACAUAACCCCUCUACAGCUUCUGCAGACUUCUUUGGCAACGCCUCCCUCCGUGCGCCCUGUAUACAUCCCCACACCAACCGAGUCCUUUCAAGGACUCCCUCAGUAUAAUUUCGAUGUUGGCUCUCCUACCCAAACCUCGUCGCCAACGCCUGCAUCCUCACCUAAACCGCAUUUACAAUUUGACCCACAGUACACAUUGCCGCCAAUCAAAACACUGCCACCCGAAUUCAAUAGGCGGGGCAAGAUUUCGAAGCAACUACGCAAGAAAGAGAAAGAACGCGAAAAAGGAGAAAUGAAAAAAGACAAGGAUGACUACAUUUCUAUGGGGUUGAACAGAUGGGGCUUUACUAUCAAUGCCAAUUCUGUGUGGAAAAAAGUGUCAAAGGCUACGAAAUGCCUCACCACGCGCGAUUGGAGUGUCGCCAUGGCCGAACUCCGACUUGCUAGAACCAUUGAUCGAAUCGAGGCGCUCAAAGAUGCUGGCAAGUGGAGUUUCAGGCAGCCAAAGAAACAGCGGUCUGUUGACACUAUUCCGAAGACUCACUGGGAUUACCUCAUGGAUGAAAUGAAAUGGAUGCGAAUCGAUUUUCGAGAGGAGCGAAGAUGGAAAUAUGCUAUUGCAUAUAACUUGGCGCAGUCUGUUUUGGAAUGGCACAAGGCAGGUUCCCAGGAGGAGCGGGUGAAGAGAGGCAUUUGCGUGAUGUGGCGACGACCACUGGAAGACCAAAGCACCGAGAUCGAGCACCCCGACCCUGAUCCAGGUCUCAUGGAUGUCGACAACGGUCCCCACUUGGACGAUACAAACCGAUCAUCGAUGCUGAUGCUUGACUAUGCAUCAGAUGAAGAUGAUAACGACGAACAGGAUAAGGAAAGCGUCGUUGAUACUCUGGAGACCUCGACGUUGAUUAAGGACGCUCUUCAAGCCUUCGAAGACAACGUCGAAGAAAAUCCUGGGCGAAUUGACCUUGAACCAAAGAAGGAGGAGAUCGACCUAACGGCGACCCUCGCAAAUGGAGAGGAUAUUGGUGCUGAUCGUCAAGUUACCCGAGACAGUGAAGAAUCAGUCCAAAAAACUGAAGAGCCAGAUGCUUUGACACUCGGCCUAAAAGCGAGUUCCAGUGACCCUCUUUUAGCUUCUUCUAAAUCCACUUCACAAUCUGUUUCCGGCGAACACGAACCAGCUCUACCCGCCUCGAAGUCUUCUAGGAUUAACAUGUACGCGCCCAUUCGCGAGCGAGUCGCCUAUUCAGACGCGGACAAACUCUUUCUCGACUUCGAUGAUUUCAAAAUUUCUGAUGGCAGUCCGUCGAGUGAAGAAGUCACAGAGAUAAUCCUUCCCCCUGCCGAUCUAUCCGACAUAUUUCCAGACUUACAAGCUUUGACUCUCAUUGACCCCCCUUCUGACAGUUCGACUGCACUACCUCCUACAGAAGGAAAGAAGAAGGACAAGAAAGCCGAAGAUAUACAUAGACGGGUUGAUGAAUUCAAUUACUCGAAAGUUUUCCCGGUUGGGACAUUUAUGUCAACCAAGCCAACGCUUGUCAGCGCUCUCCAGCCGGCGAAACGCUGGAGAGACGGACAGUGGCUACCGUUCGAGGAGAGCCCGAUCGUGGAAUCUGAUGCUCCAUCAAGCAAGGUUUUAGAUGAAUCAGCUAGUGAACUAUUCGGGCGCGUCAGUGUGAGAAGUCGAUCUGACGUAGAGCCAGCUUUGGCUGUUGGCUCUAGGAAACCCGAUAUUAUGUGGUUACCUAAGGAAGACGAUCUUCUCAAGAGCCUCGUUGAUACCUAUGGGUCCAUGGACAAGGACAGGAACUGUAAUUGGAAACUCAUUGCUGAAUGCUUCAACGCGUCUCGUAUCACCGUACCUUCUGACCGACGAGGACCCAGAGAGUGCUACGCACGGUGGAAGGAAAGAUGGGCGUUGUCCGAUGUGGGCCAUAAAGACCAAGAUACCCUGUUAACCAGCCCGGGAAUGCCUACCCCUGCGCCAGCUGCGCAGAUGACAACCAGAGGAGUCAAACGAUUGGCCAGUACUAGCAUAUCCAGCACGAUAGCCCCCAAUCUGCCAGGCAUGGACGUGGAGCCCAAGAACAAACGUCAUAAGACGGUGCAGGAUUCGAUGCGGAAGUUGAUUAAGCGGCGCGCGGAAGUGGCUGCCAAAAACUCUCCUCGGAAGUCCAGUACUGUCCAUGAGACACACAGCCAAUAUGCAAAGAUGCCGAAAUUGGCUCCUGCCGAUCUGGUCAGGAUCAAGAUGGAUAGAGAUAUGAGAGACGUGAAAGAUUACGCUGCUCUGGUGAAUGCGAAGGCUCAACAACAGACUCAACAACAACAGCAACAACAGCAACAGCAACAACAACAGCAAUCACAACCGCAACAGCAAGCUCAGCAAGCUCAACCAGCUCAGCCAGCUCAACCAGCUCAACCAGCUCAGCCGCCACGCGCAUCGCCGGUAUCUUUACCUACUCAAGGGAUGGUGUCCACCAGCAUACCGAUCCGUAAUCAGGUCAACAUAUCUCAGCAGCGAAUAGGUACCCCACUGAUCUCUGGAAACAAUCGACUUUCGCCUCAACAAAUCCUUCGAAAUCAACAACAGCAGGCUCAACUGGCUCAGCAACAGCAGCAGCAACUGACGCAACAGCCGAUCCCCCAGUCACAUCAAUCACUCACGACCCAGCAGAUCCAACACGCUAUUGCCGCGUUGCAAGCACAGACGGCGGCGGCUGCAGCAGCAGCAGGUCAGACCACGGCGAGUGUCAAUGUCAAUGGGACUGGAGCUCAUUUGUCACCGCCAUUCGGAGCGCGCGACGCAACGUCAUCACCUCAGAUCAAUAACAACGGCCUUGUCAAUUCAGUCAGUUCGCCACGACCCCCGUCGACGCAGCCUCCAACGCAGGUACCAGUACCUGUGCAGUCUCAGAUUCCCCGUGCGACCAAUGUCCAGGGACAUUAUUACCUACCGAAUUAUACGCCGGAGCAGCUUCAAAAUGCAAUCCGCAUGCAGGCGAUGGUGCGUGAUUGA